AAAAAGCUGUCAGUGUGUCAGCCGCUGUCUCAGAAGUGAGUUUUUACAUUUCUAACACGCUGUUUUUUCCCACAGUGAGGAGCAGAGGUCGGUGGUUUCGUGUCCUGAGGUGAGGUUUGGUGGCUCCAGCAUGGCGGGGCCGCUGCUGGAGUUUGAGACCGAGAUGUUUCUGUCUCUGUUCGGCUGUGACGGGCUGCUGGUGGCGGCGGAGGGCAUGGGCAUUGACCGCAUCCUGCUGCAGUUCAUGCGGGUUUACGCCGAGCCGGGCAGCCUGGUCCUGCUGCUCAACACCACCACACCCGAGCAGGAGUAUUUCACAGAGCAGCUGCGGAUAGAAGGUGUGACCCACCUGCCCAGGACCGUGACCAGUGACAUCCAGAGCACCGAGCGCUACGAUGUCUACACCCAGGGAGGAGUGCUGUUUGUCACCAGCAGAAUCCUGGUGGUCGACUUCCUGACCGACCGCAUCCCUGCACACCUCAUAUCAGGUAUCCUGGUGUACCGGGCCCAUAAGAUCAUCGAGUCGUGUCAGGAAGCCUUCAUCCUGCGUCUGUUCAGGCAGAAGAACAAGACGGGUUUCAUCAAGGCCUUCACUGACAAAGCCAUGGCCUUCUGCUCUGGUUUCUGCCAGGUGGAGCGUGUCAUGAGGAACCUCUUUGUCAAGAAGCUCUACCUCUGGCCCAGAUUCCAGGCGUCAGUGAACACGGUUUUGGACAGACACAAGCCGGAGGUGGUGGAGCUCCACGUGUCGCUGACGCCGGCCAUGAGGGCCAUCCAGAGCUCCAUCCUGGACAUUAUGAGCGCCUGCUUGAAGGAGCUGAAGCGGUACAACCCCACGCUGGAGGCCGAGGACCUCUCCCUGGAGAACACACUGGGAAACGCCUUUGAAAAGACCAUCCGUCACUACCUGGACCCCCUGUGGCACCAGCUGGGGGCAAAGACCAAGGCCCUGGUCCAGGACCUGAAGGUGCUGAGGGUUCUGCUGCUCUAUCUCACACAGUAUGACUGUGUCACCUUCCUCAACCUGCUCGAGUCGCUGCGCUCCAGUCAGAAGAGCUUUGGCUGCAACUCAGGGUGGCUGUUCCUGGACUCCAGUACCUCCAUGUUUGUGAAUGCCAGGAGCAGAGUGUACCGCAUCCCUGAGAGCAAGAAGAAACUCAAAGUGGGAGCGGAGACGGAGAAACAACAAAGCUCUGUCUCAGAUGUGAAGCGGGAGCUGGUGCUGGAGAAGAGUCCAAAGUGGGAGGCUCUGACUGAGGUGCUGCAGGAGAUUGAGAGGGAGAACAAGAGCUCUCAACUUGAACCAGGUCGUGUGCUGAUCUGUGCCAGCGAUGACAGGACAUGUGCUCAGCUCCAGCAGUACAUCAGCCGCGGCGCUGACGUGCUGCUCAACCGACUGUAUGCCCGCACCAUCGGUAAACGGGACGCUGCUGCUGGCGCUGCCUUCAAGCCUGACUCCCACAAAGAGGGCAAAGGCUCCAAAAAACGUCCUGAAAAAGGAGCCAAGGGAAAGAAGCCCGCACAGAAGUCAACCAAACAGGCCUCAAAGAGUAAAAGCAGGCCAUCUUUAACGCUGACUCAGAUGAUGGGGCAUGAAGAGAAGGCUGGAGCAGAAGAGAUGGGCAGCAGUGGAGAUGAGGAUGAACUGAUGGAUGAGGACGAUGAGGAGGAAGAACAGCUGAAGUUGGACUUGUCGUCCGACGCCUACUAUGGUGUUCUGAAGGAGCCGCUGACUGUCAUUCACCCACUGAAGGGCUGCACCGACCCCUACAGCUUGACACGCGUGCUGCACGAGGUGGAGCCCAGUUUCGUGGUGCUGUACGAUGCUGAACUCAGUUUUGUUCGCCAGCUGGAGGUCUACAAAGCUAGCCGGCCAGGAAAACCACUUAGGGUGUAUUUCCUAAUCUAUGGAGGUUCGACAGAGGAACAGAAGUACCUGACAGCGCUGUCCAAAGAGAAGAAAGCCUUUGAACACCUUAUCAGGGAAAAGGCUACCAUGGUUGUCCCAGAGGAGAGAGAGGGGAGAGAAGAUACCAACCUGGACCUGGCUAGAAGUCUGGAGCCUGCAAAUGCCACCACCAAUAACAGCAGCCGUAAAGCAGGCGGCCAGGAGCAGUCCAAAGAGCCUUCCCGAGUCAUUGUGGACAUGCGCGAGUUCCGCAGUGAACUCCCGUCUUUGCUCCACCGGCGGGGGUUGGACAUCGAACCUGUCACCUUAGAAGUCGGUGACUACAUCCUGACUAUGGACACAUGUGUCGAACGCAAGAGUGUCAGUGAUCUGAUUGGUUCCUUGCAGAGCGGCCGCCUCUACACGCAGUGCCUGUCCAUGACCCGGUACUAUAAGAAACCGGUACUGCUCAUUGAGUUUGACCCGGCUAAACCGUUCUCUUUAGUAGCCCGGUCAGAUUUCCGUCAAGAGAUAUCAUCCAAUGACAUCACUUCAAAACUGACCCUACUCACCCUCCACUUCCCUCGGCUUCGUAUCCUCUGGUGCCCCUCCCCACACGCUACAGCCGAACUCUUUGAGGAACUGAAGCGAGGCCAGCCUGAACCGGAUGCAGCAGCAGCACAGGCCAUCACGGCUGAAUCGGACACCGUGCCUGAAUCGGCUGAUCUCUACAACCCAGGGCCUUAUGACUUUCUGUUAAAAAUGCCAGGGGUCAACACGAAGAACUACAGAGCUCUUAUUAGCAAUGCUGACAGCCUGGCAGAUCUCGCCAAACUCAGCCAGGACAAGCUGGCAGAAAUACUUGGGAAUACUAAGAAUGCAAAGUUGCUUUAUGAGUUUCUGCAUAGUGUUGCUGAUGUGCCUGCUCCUGUGCAGAAGACCAAACAGACAUCAAAGACAUGAAAGCAGUGAUUUUGACCAUCUAUCUGAUGUUUUGUUACCAUCAGGUUGGUUUUGCUUCAUGAAACUGGAUGAAAGUGUCAUUAGUGUGGCGUGUGCAGACUGAAUUCAAGUAUUUGUAAGUGCAGUUUGUCAAGAAAUGUGAAAUUUGUACAGCAUGUUUGUGUACAGAUGAAAAUGAAAUGUAAAUGUUUUGUAUUUAUAGUGUAUUUGGGAAACUGUCCUGCUGCUGUUUGCAGGAUGUAGAAUUUUUAAGAGAUUUUUUUAUGACAUGAAAAAUAUAAUAUUUUAUGUCCGAAAAAAUAAAAUCUGUUGCUCAAGUAAUUUUAUAUCACACAGUUGUUG
Messenger RNA from Myripristis murdjan (pinecone soldierfish), 3193 nucleotides. It is a transcript of the gene ercc4, whose product is annotated as excision repair cross-complementation group 4. The transcript is spliced from 11 exons. The coding region runs from base 131 to 2851 and encodes 906 amino acids. Gene Ontology annotation, molecular function: single-stranded DNA endonuclease activity; single-stranded DNA binding; damaged DNA binding. Gene Ontology annotation, biological process: double-strand break repair via homologous recombination; nucleotide-excision repair involved in interstrand cross-link repair; resolution of meiotic recombination intermediates. The record is from RefSeq and is a predicted model, not a curated record. Gene Ontology annotation, cellular component: nucleotide-excision repair factor 1 complex. Lineage: Eukaryota; Metazoa; Chordata; Actinopteri; Holocentriformes; Holocentridae.